This is a messenger RNA of Pungitius pungitius (ninespine stickleback), 2235 nucleotides long. Its product is annotated as protein regulator of cytokinesis 1-like. The transcript has 14 exons. The record is from RefSeq and is a predicted model, not a curated record. Gene Ontology annotation, molecular function: microtubule binding. Lineage: Eukaryota; Metazoa; Chordata; Actinopteri; Perciformes; Gasterosteidae. Gene Ontology annotation, biological process: mitotic spindle midzone assembly; microtubule cytoskeleton organization. The coding region runs from base 140 to 1921 and encodes 593 amino acids. Gene Ontology annotation, cellular component: cytoplasm; spindle; mitotic spindle midzone.
UAUUGUUCCGGUGCAGAUUUCAAACCCGUCCAGUCGUCAACCGAGCUGGGGAACCGUCAACCGAAGCCGGAUUAUUUUUGAUAAAAUACCGCUUUGGCGAAGAUUGUUUUAGAUAUUUUUUAAAGUUUGAGGUGGAAACAUGAGAGUGAGUGAAGUGCACGCAGCGGAGUGUGGAGCCUACCUCAACCGAGCCCAGGUCAGGUUGCAGGAAAUUUGGGAUGAAAUCGGGAUUCCGGAAGAACAGCGUGUUCAGAGAACCAAUGAUGUUCACAAGCACAUCAAAGGUCUGCUGGAUCUAAUGAUUAAGGAAGAAGAGGAGCUCAAGAAGAGAUUACUGAAAAACAUUCAGUCAUGUGUUAAGGAACUACAUCAUUUGUGCAGUGAACUUCAGCUGCCCUCCUUUGAGGAGGAAGAAGGCUGCACCAUGUUGCAGCUGGAGAAGAACAACCGCACACGACUAGAGAUGAUGAAGGGGCACAAGAAGCAAAGAAUGGAAGAGCUUAAGGGCCUUGUUAGCAAAGACCGUGAGCUCUGUGCCAUUAUGUGCACAACCCCAUUUUGCAUCGACACCGACUCCAUCCCAUCCCUGAAGCAACUUGAGGCAUAUCACGCCUACAUGGAUGAUCUUACCAAAGAGAAGGAACAUCGUCAUGAUGAAUUUGUGAGCGUCAAAAAGGAGAUCAUCGCAUUCAUGGAGGAUCUGGAGCGGCACCCAGAGACUAGCUUUGAGAUGGAUGUGAUCUGUGAGGAUGAGGAGGAAUUUUGCCUGUCAAAUGACAACAUUGCUGCUCUUAAACUACUUCUCAGCCAGUUACAAAGACAAAAAGCUGAGAAUGAACAAUGUUGUUCAGCUUUACGUUCUAAGAUCCAAGAGCUGUGGGAAAGACUUCAGAUUCCCCAAGAGGAGAGGGAAGCCUUCUCUGAGCAUAUGGUCAAGACAAAGAAGAGAAACAUGGAGGCACUCCAGGCUGAGGUCCAGCGUCUAGAGUUGCUGAAAAUGCAGAGCAUGAAGACGGUCAUUGAGACUAUCAGAGCUGAGAUUGCUCUGUUCUGGGACAAGUGCUUUUACAGUGAAGAGCAGCGGCAAUUGUUUGUUCCAUACUAUGAUGAUGAUUUCACUGAAGAGCUACUCAACCUGCACGAGGCAGAGAUCAGGACCCUGAAGAUGUGUUACGAGGACUACAGAGAACUCCUUGAUGGAGUCACAAAAUGGCAGGAGAACUGGACCUUGUACAUGGAACUUGACAAAAGGGCAAAUGACCCUUCGAGGUUCACCAACAGAGGUGGGAACCUUCUGAAAGAAGAGAAGCAGAGAGCCGAGCUGCAGAAAAGUUUGCCUAAGCUGGAAAAGAGUCUUAAAGCCCAAAUUGAUGCUUGGGUGGAAGAGCAAGGCAAAGAAUUCCUUGUCAAUGGGCAGAAAUUUCUAGACUACGUGCAGCAGCAGUGGGAUCACCACCAUGCUGAAAAGGAGAAGGAGAAACAGGAGAGACAAAUGAAGAAGACCAAACAGAUCCAGGAGGACAUGUUGUAUGGAACUUCAAUGCGAACACCAUCCAAAAGGCGGAUAGCAGGGGCCGUCACACCUGGGAAAGUACGCAAGCUCAAUAUUACUUCCACGCUCUCCACCCCAAAUAGCCUCCUUGGUUCAGGCCUCAGUGGAACUCUGUGCCAGUCCUCCCUCCAGAAACCCCCUUUGUCUGCCAGCAAGGGUUCUGGCCUUCGAACACCUGGACUUGGUAAAACUCCCCGUGCACUCGACAGAAACAAGGAAAACAUCUCUCAUCUAAGAAGCACUCCAAGGUCUCAGGAUACUCAAGAUAACACCUUCACCAUGGUUGCCUAUUCGGAAUUUACGAGGGACCUCUCGAAGGCUUCCAAUGUGAAGUCUGCCGUGCUGAACUCCACUGUCAGUCACCAUUGACGGGGUCACACCAUCCAGCUGGGCUGUAGUUCGCUGUGGCAUUCAGAUAGUGGGAACGUUAGUGUAAACUUCUCACAAAACGUAUAAAUGUUCCAGUACAUGUAAACACUUUUGUGCCUCCUAUAAAUUAUGAUUUCUUCUAAAUGUAUUCUGGGGGGAGUCCUGCUGUUUGUGGCAAGUUAUUGAUAUUCAUACCAAGUUGGUCAGUUUCCUUUUUUAGGUGUUACAUGUUUUUAAAUGAAAUCUUUUAGCAUAUCUAGGGACGUUUUAGUGUUGUAGCAGCUAGCUGAAUAUCCAGGGUUUUUUUUUUUAUU